CAGAGUUACUUAGAUCACUGAGCUAAAAAAAGACACUUGAGGUGCAUAUGGCAAGAGUUAAAGUCAAAAGCACAAAAAGGUUUUAUUUAGUUGGAAUUAAUGGCAGUCAAAGACAAUGAGUGUCAGCCAACUUAUUACCAAUGUCUGACACUCAUUGUUGAAAGUUGAAAGGAUCCAACCAUGAAGGAUUGUUUCAAACUGAAGGAGGCAUAGUUGAAAUAUCUGUGCAUCUCCUCCUGUGCUCAUAUUUGAUCAUUUAAAUAAGAGGAAAUAUCUCAUUGGUUUCGGUGUGCAAACCCUUUUGGUGAUUUGGACAUUAUCAUGUGAUACGCAGACAAAAUCUUGCUUCAACUAACUAUUGUUAUUAUUUAUAUUUUUUUUUUUUAUUCAUUGAUUGAAGAGAACAAGGUGAUAUAUCACCAACAGCCCAAAACCAAACGAUAUUUAGCUUAUAACCAUAUUAAUUUAACUAUUAUUUUUCUAUUAACAAAUCCUGACGUUUAAGAAUCUAGCCCUAGCUUGAAAAAAAAAUGGAAUAGAUGAAUCGAUUAUCAAAGUAGCUACUUAUUAAUUUUCUUUCGGUCAACUAACAAAAGCAUUUGAAGUUGUAAAAUCCGGACUUUCCCACAGCUCUUAAACGCAGCCUUAAGUCUUUGACAGCCAAUGGCAGGGGGCGGGUCCUGUGACGUCAGAGGGUGGAAGAAAACAGCAGAGCAGGAAUCAAAACAAGAGACGGACACGCCUUCGCUCUUAAAGGUUAUAGCAGCUAAUUCGUUAAAACUGCUGCUGUCAGAGCUGCACAAAAACCUCCCGGUCGUCCACGAGGAGACUUACAACAACACAAAGAGAAAAACACUGCAGAAACACCAGAGCCCACUGCAGAAAUGGAGUCCACAGAAAUGUCAGACAGCGUUGACAGCAGCCGCUGAUAGAGGUCGAAAAUAACCCUGACAUCCGAAUCCUGUAAAAUGCCCAACCAGAAGAACAACAAGGGAAAGAAAAGCAAACGCACUAACAGUAGCGGAGAUGAGCAGGAAAAUGGAGCCUGUGCGGCCGCAACAGGAGGCGCGGCCGCGGCGGCUGCACCCAGAAACGAGCGCUCAAGUGAGGUCCAGUGCGCAACCCCUCUCGGCUGCAGCCUCGGCCGGGCCAUCGACCUGGAGAAGGACGACUACCAGCGGGUGCUCUGCAACAACGAGCUCUGCCCUUACGGCAACUGGAUGCAUCUGCAGUGUUUCUACGAGUGGGAGAGCUCCAUCCUCGUCCAGUUCAACUGCAUCGGCCGUGCGCGGUCCUGGAACGAGAAGCAGUGCCGGCAGAACAUGUGGACCAAGAAGGGCUACGACCUGGCCUUCAGGUUCUGCUCCUGCCGCUGCGGCCAGGGUCACCUGAAGAAAGACACCGACUGGUAUCAGGUGAAACGCAUGCAGGAUGAGCGCAAGAAGAAGCCGUCGGAGAGGAGUGCGGGCAGGACUGGGGCCAGUGGAGGGGCGGUAGGGUCUGGGGACGGGCCUUUUGAGGAGCCUAAGAAAAGUAAGGUGCCUGCAGGAGCAGGAGGAGGAGCAGGAGGAGGAGCAGGAGCAGGAGCAGGAGCAGGAGGUAAACUGUCCCACAGAGCCUCGAGUCAGGAGUUACCUCGUAGACAAUCAGUGGACCGACAGAACUCUACAGAGAGAGGGGCAGCGGCAGCAGGGGGACAUGCUGCAGGAGGACCCUUUCCUCUGGGGCCUCCUCUGAAAUCUCCCUGCGACUCCCCAGGACAAUCUCCUCCAACCGGCUUCUCCUUCUCCCCCACUGCUGCUCUCGGAUCAGGAGGCGGAGGAGCAGGUCUGCGGGGUUCCCGUCAGCUGGGAGAGUUCCUCAAAUCAGCCGUCCACAUGGACCCGCAGAGGAAACACCUUCUGGUCGGGGGAGCCCUCAGCAGGGGCGGGGGCUGCUCGUUGGGAGCCUCCGGCGGCGGAGCCGGCGGUCCUCACCUCGACCCCGGGUCUGUUAUCCCCCUGCCUCUGUCCCUCGCCCUUCCGCUCCACCACCGCCUCACUUCCGGCAGUGUGGGUGACGGCACCCACCCUCACCCGGUGCAGUUCCUGAGGAGGCUGGACCUCUCGGAGCUCCUCACCCACAUCCCUCGACAUAAACUCAACACCUACCACGUCCGUAUGGAGGAUGAUGCCCAGGCAGGCCAGGGGGAGGAGCUACGCAGGUUUAUCCUGUCAGCCCUCAGUGCGAGCCAGAGAAACGUGGUCAACUGCGCGCUGUGCCACCGGGCGCUGCCUGUGUUUGAACAGUUUCCUUUGGUGGACGGGACUCUGUUUCUCAGCCCCUCGCGCCACGACGAGAUUGAGUACGACGUCCCCUGUCACCUUCAAGGCAGGUUAAUGCACCUGUACGCCAUCUGUGUGGACUGUCUAGAAGGCGUCCACAAGAUCGUCUGCAUCAAGUGCAAGUCACGCUGGGACGGGAGCUGGCAUCAACUGGGCACCAUGUACACCUACGACAUACUGGCUGCUUCACCGUGUUGCCAGGCUCGUCUCAACUGUAAGCACUGCGGGAAGCCGGUGGUGGACGUCCGAGUCGGGAUGCAGUAUUUCUCCGAGUACAGCAACGUCCAGCAGUGCCCUCACUGCGGCAACCUGGACUAUCACUUUGUUAAACCCUUCUCUUCCUACAAAGUACUCGAGGCUUAUUGACAAAUGUUGUUCAUGCAUGCUAGUGAAGCUGCUUCUGUUGUCAUUGUUUUUUUCUAACACAAUCUAGGAGAGAUUUUAUUUUUUUGGGCCUUAAGGUGGUUUUAUGUUUUUAAGUUCUCUCUUUUCCUUGAUUUCUUUUUUAUGUAUAGGAAAAGUAUGAUUCUAGUUUUAAAGAAUAAAUGAAUAAAAAGUUUCCAGACAGUAUCUCUGCUGUUAGAGAGAAAAGGUGUUGACAAAGUGUGGAGCUGACACUUGAGUCGAUCUAUCUGUGACAAGUGAAUGUAUCUGUACGCCAAAUUUGCUUUUAUUUUUUAUUUUUUACCAAAAACAUAAAUACGAAUCUUGAAUAAAGCAGAGAAUGGUG
Seriola aureovittata is the source of this 3054-nucleotide messenger RNA. RefSeq names its product hdc homolog, cell cycle regulator (gene heca). The transcript has 5 exons. Lineage: Eukaryota; Metazoa; Chordata; Actinopteri; Carangiformes; Carangidae. The record is from RefSeq and is a predicted model, not a curated record. Bases 969 to 2690 code for a protein of 573 amino acids.